GGCUAAGGUAAGCUAGGUAAGGUAAGGAUCGAUCUACAUAUCUACUACCUACUUAAUGUAUCUAUCCAAGCCUAGCUUCAUGCAGGUAGGGACGGCAGGGGCAUUAUCACCCAGGUACAUACCUAACUAGUGUACCUAUACAUAGUCUUACCUUCCUAUCUUUUCAUCGCCGAGGUUUGCCCACUGCUACCUUUGUUUAGUACCUCUUUUAUAGGUGAUUACAUGUAAUGUUAGUAAACUUCCAGCCUAGACUCGGAUGAGGAGUUCACUACCUAUAUUAUUAAUAAUCUCUCUCCCCUUCCCGCUAUCUUGCGUAUGUACUUACAUCAUGUAGGUGCUAUGCCGUAUGGAGGUAAGCUAAACUACGCGCGCGAUUUGCGUCCCGAGUCCGUCUGUGGGUUACCUAUACAUAAGGUGAAGGAGAUACGAGGUGGGAUAGGAUAUAGGCGUAAUACAAUACACAAAAUAGAUAGUACCCUUUUCUCUUUUCUUUUUUUUUCUUUUUAUCUUGUCACCUUCGUUGCCUAUCUGUGCUCCCCGCUCCCCUCUUCUGCGCUUGCUUUCCUCUCCUCUUACCAAACUUGCCAAGUCAUAGACAAGAGAGACGAUAGAUAAGAAUACAAUGGCGAGCAACGGUAUUACAAACGGCCAGAAUGGCGUCAAGAACGGCGACAAGAACGGCGACGGCGAGAAUGGCUGGUACGAUCCGACUAAGAUCUGGACGACGCUGCUGACGAACCGCGGCUAUUUCGGUGGUUUGCUGGUGCUUCACCACUCUUUGCGCCGACAUCGCAGCAAGUACCGGCUCGUCGUUAUGGUGACCCGCGCAGUCGAAGAGGAUACUGAGUACAUGGAUGCUUUUGCUGCUGCCGGUAUUUCCACUAUCGUCGUCGACAAGAUCGAGCCGGCGCCUCGCGAUGGCAAGAUUAAUAAGGGGACGUGGGAGAAGUUGGCCCCGUGGUCGUUUACACAGUACAAGCGCGUCGUCCUCCUCGACAGCGACCAGGUCAUUCUGCAAAACAUCGACGAGAUGAUGGAGGUCGACAUCCCUGAGGGCUGGAUCGCGAGCACCCACGCCUGCACCUGCAACCCGCGGAAGCUACCGCACUACAGCAAGGAUUGGGUCCCUGCUAACUGCGCUUUCACGGCCGCGGACCAAGAGACGGGCCAGCCAGCUCUUAUCACACCCCAGAGCCCGAAUAACCACCACCUGCUGAACAGCGGCACAGUCAUCCUCCAGCCGUCCAAGGCGCAGUUUGACGCGCUGAUCGACGCUAUGAACACCCACCCCGACGUCCCCAACAUGAUCUUCUUCGAUCAGGAUCUGCUCGCCAUAGUGUACCGCGGCCGCUGGAAGCCCUUACCGUACCACUAUAACGCCCUAAAACCCAUGCGUGCUUGCCACAGCGGUCUCUGGAAGGAUGAGCAUGUUAAGAUUCUACAUUAUAUCUUAAAUAAGCCGUGGAAGAGCCGCAGCUACGAUGCUAAUGAUACUAUCGAGUCGACGCAUAAGCUGUGGUGGGACGAGUAUGCACAGGUGGAGAAGGAGUGGACGGAGAGUAAGGAUGAGAAGAAGAGGGAGCUGUGGAGGAAUGUUGUUGUGCCUGUUGUUGCGCAGGAAUGA
Molecule: messenger RNA, 1624 nt
Organism: Daldinia loculata
Lineage: Eukaryota; Fungi; Ascomycota; Sordariomycetes; Xylariales; Hypoxylaceae
Product: glycosyltransferase family 8 protein
Exons: 2
Coding region: 623-1624 (333 amino acids)
Molecular function (GO): glycosyltransferase activity
Source: RefSeq, a predicted model, not a curated record